CUGAUUUGUGCAAAAUGUGCGAGUGGAGUGGAGUGGAGUGUAUCUCUGAGAUACAGGCGAUCUGAUAGGCAGGCGCAUCUCUGUUAGGAGCAAGCUGAGCUUUGAGGAGCCGCCAAAAAUACGGGACGUCACGUGAGCCGCUCGGUAGAGACGCGAGGCCGAGGAUGUUGGAACGCCUUGCAGCCUAUUUCCUCAACACGUACGUGGCCGAGUACGUAGGAAACGUUGUAACGGACCAGCUCACCAUCGGAUGGCGAGGAGACGUGGAAUUGGAGAAGCUGCCGCUGAAAAAGAAUGCCCUGCAUAAGCACCAGCUACCCUUCGACAUUGUAUCAGGCUUUAUUGGUAAGCUGAAGCUGCAGAUACCAGUUCGAUACAUCAAGAGUCAGCCAUGGGUGGUCCAGAUUGAUCAGGUCUAUGUAAUACUUGGUCCUUCUCACCCGGACAAGGUAAUCACUUAUAAACCUAAUACAAAGAAGCUAACACUGCACUAUCCUCAUAAUAAUGUGUACAGUAUGAUGGAGAUGAGGAGGAGAGGAGAGGGCAGGAGAAGAAGCAGGCCCAGCUGGCCAGACUGGAGCAGCAGUGGAAGGAGGAGCAGAGAGAGAGAGAGAGGUGGCGGGUGGUGGUUUCUGUCCCCCUUCUCCCUCUCCCUCCCCUCCAACAUCAUCUCCAACCUCCAGGUCAUCAUUAACGACGUCCACGUUCGUUACGAAGACUCCAGUCCAGGGGUUUCCCCAUUCUCUCUGGGAGUAUUGGUAUCCUCCAUCUCGUCCAGUCAACUGAUGAGAACUGGGUAUGAUAUUUUCGUUUCUCUUCUUCACGGCAAUAGAAAGGAGUUCAGAAGUGAGUGUGACAAGGACUACAAGCUGAUGGACGUGGUCGAUUUCUCCGUCUACUGGGACUCCACGAUGGUCGGUGAUCUGGAGGGAGACGCUCUGGUGCUGGCCCUCCAGGAGAAGAAAGCUGCCAUGGAAACCCAGCAAGACCCCAUGUCAGCCAGCAUGAUGGCAGGCCACGCCCCCUCAGUCGAUGUCAUCAUUAAACCCACGGGGGGCCAGGUGAAACUGAUCAGAAAUCGCUCGAGGGACCCCCUGAAAUCGUCGGAGGGGCCGCGGGUCUCGCUGGAGGUCCAUCUUGAGGAGAUACCGGUGGAGGUGAGGGAAGAGCAGUGGGGGAGUCUGGUGAGGAGUGGGGAGGAGAGUGUGAGGAGGUGGAGUGGGAGGAGGUGGAGAAAAUGGAAGCCCCUCGCCCCAGUCUCUAAAGAUCCCAGAGGUUGGUGGAUGUUUGCCAUCAUGAGCGUGGUGGAGAGAGUGAGAGAGAGGAACAGACGAUGCUCUCCUGAGUUUCUCCUGCAGAGGGCCAAUCAGAACAUCGCCUAUGUCGCAAUAUAUACACAACAUCUUGCUCUGGGCUCAGUAUCAGAGGAGGGCAGGAAGAUGAUGGAGGAGGUGGAGAGAGAGCAGACUUUCGAGGAGUUGGCUGUUCUGAGGAGACUAGUCAUGACUCACAUCAAGACUGAGAGAGACCUUGCAGAGGCUGCUCAGGCGAGGAUUGAGAAGGAGAGUGGUAACCAACGGGAACCGGGAGUGAUGCAGCGAUGGUUCACUGGGUGGAUGUCUGGUUACCAGGGGCAACAAGAGCAACCACCCAGAGAGGAAGAGGAAGAAGAGCUACUGCAGGAAUUGGGCUACGAAUCUUCUCCCUCCGACUCGACCCACAGAGACAGUCUCUUCCUCAGACUCUCCUUCACCCUCUCUCGCGGCUCUCUCUCCCUCCUCACCUCCUCCCCCCUCACCCUCCCCUUCCUAGGCCCCUCCCCGCUCGUCUCUCUCUCCUUCUCCUCCCUCUGCUCGUCCCUAGAGAUCAGACCGAGGGUGCGCGGCGCGACGUUUGAGCUCUCAUUGGGAGGACUCUCCCUCAAUGACGAGGUUGAUGAUGACAGUCUGUUUCCUGCUCUCAUGAGACCCAAAGGAUCUGAGUUGCCGAUGACUUGUGGUGAAGAAGAAGAAGAAGAAGAAGGAGGGGGUGGUGGUAUGGAUGAGGCGGACGGAGUCCCACUCCAGUCUGGAAUGGAAUCGCCUCUCUUCAGACUGAGGGCCUCUCUGGAGAGAGGGGAAAGAUCAAGUCAUCUCCAUGUUCACUCAAGACCACUCGAUGUGGUCUACAGUCGCUUCACAACCGACAAACUCUUCCGUUUCCUCCAGAACCCCUGGGUGGGAGAAAGGGGCGGGGCCCAUUUGGGGGCGGAGCUUCGUUCUCACACGACAGCUGGGAUCAGACAUCGUCUGGAGGAGCUGCUGGAGGGAGAGAAAAAGGCCAGUCAGUACCAGCUGUCGGUGAGACUUGACAUUUCAGCUCCCAGAAUAAUCAUCCCCGAGGACGUACGGAACAGAAACACCCAAAUGGUGAUCUUGGACCUGGGUCAUGUGACCUUCGGCAGUGUAUCUGAUUGGUCGGAGGAGCAGGAGAAGAGCCUGGAACAAGCUGUUCUACUAGACAACACCCCAACCACAGAGACAGAAGAUGAUGAUGAUGAGGAGUUUGCCACACCCCUCUCAUCACCACCGGGAGAGGCGGAGUCCACAGACGGCGGAAGCUCUGCCCCCUCGUUAUCGAGACCAGUGGGCGGGGCAGAGGUUGCAGCUGCCAUGGAGAGCAUGUCGUCUCUCCCUUCAGCUGUUGUCAGGGAUACCAACAGGUGAGAGCGAGCGAGGAUGAGAAGGUUAAGCGGUAAGCUUUAGACUGGUCGAAUGGUUUAUGAUUAAACAGGACAAAAUUGUAUCAACUACAAAAUAAUGACUAGGUAAGGUGAAAUUUGAAUAUCCAUUAUAAUCUAACAACCACAGCCUUGUUA
Messenger RNA from Geodia barretti, 2857 nucleotides. Lineage: Eukaryota; Metazoa; Porifera; Demospongiae; Tetractinellida; Geodiidae. The record is from the annotation of a GenBank genome assembly.